GGUGAAAGGCUGAGAAUAAGAGGGUAAAAGAACGAGAGGGUGAGAUGUUUAGACACAGUGCUGCUUUUCCGGUCAGCGGGAGAGCAAGAGCAAGCGAGAGAGAGAGAGAAACAUUCGUGUGACGUGCGUGUGGUUGUGUGUGUGUGUGUGUGACAGCGUUCCCUCAGUGCAUAGCAGAGAGACAGGUCUGCAUGCUGACACUCACUUCAACGGGCUGAUGCACUCUGGAGCAGCGAGCAGGACCCUCUGGGAGACGUUUGUCAUUCAAACUGCCCGAGAUGCUUUUAGGACCCUGAUCUCUGCGCUACACGUGUUGAAUCGCAUACCUGCGUAUCCCUCUGCAUCUUAGAUCACUCCACACGCUCGCGCGUCUGUGCAAACCAUGGAUGCUCUUUCCAACGACACGGACGGACUGGAGAACUCCUUGAAGUACUCCAAGUGUGACCAGACGGAGAAGAUGUGGAUUAGGCUGAAAGGAAUGCAGAAGUACAAAAGCACAUCUCAAAGAUUGAGAUGUCUGGUGAAGCAGCUGGAUAAGGGGGAGGUGAAUGUCGUAGAUCUGAGAAAAAACAUUGAAUAUGCCGCAUCGGUUCUGGAAGCAGUGUACAUUGACGAAACUAGGCGGCUUCUGGACACAGAGGAUGAGCUCAGUGAUAUCCAGGCAGACUCUGUGCCCAUGGAGGUGCGAGAUUGGCUGGCCUCCACCUUCACCAGGAAGAUGGGAGUGGUGCGCAGACGGCCGGAAGAAAAGCCCCGGUUCCGCAGCAUCGUUCACGCCGUUCAGGCUGGGAUCUUUGUUGAACGAAUGUACAGAAGAACAUCCAACAUGGCAGGGUUGACCUAUCCACCAUCUGUAAUUACAGCUCUUAAGGAUGUUGAUAAAUGGUCAUUUGACGUCUUCACGCUUCAAGAGGCGAGUAAUGAACACGCUCUGAAGUUCCUGGUGUAUGAACUGCUCACCAGAUAUGACCUGAUCAGCCGCUUUAGGAUACCAGUGUCCUCCUUGGUGUUAUUUGUGGAAGCUCUGGAAAUAGGCUACAGCAAGCACAGAAACCCUUACCACAAUCUGAUCCACGCUGCCGAUGUCACGCAGACAGCACACUAUCUGAUGCUUCACACUGGCAUUAUGCACUGGCUCACUGAACUGGAAAUAUUGGCCAUGGUGUUUGCUGCUGCUAUCCACGACUUUGAACACACUGGAACCACCAACAACUUCCACAUCCAGACCAGAUCAGAAGUGGCCAUCCUGUACAACGAUCGCUCGGUUCUGGAAAACCACCACGUGAGCGCAGCCUACAGACUCAUGCAAGAAGAUGAGAUGAACAUCCUGGUCAACCUCCCGAAGGACGACUGGAGGGAGCUGCGGACGCUGGUGAUCGAGAUGGUCAUGAGCACAGAUAUGUCCUGCCAUUUCCAGCAGAUCAAGACGAUGAGGAACACGCUGCAGCAGCCGGAGGGAAUAGACAAGGCUAAAGUGCUGUCCCUGAUGCUGCACGCGGCUGAUAUCAGCCAUCCCGCUAAGGGCUGGAAACUGCACUACCGCUGGACACAAGCCCUCAUGGAGGAGUUCUUCAGACAGGGUGACAAGGAGGCAGAGCUAGGGCUGCCAUUCUCUCCACUGUGUGACCGGAAAGCCACCAUGAUUGCCCAGUCUCAGAUAGGGUUCAUCGAUUUCAUCGUCGAGCCCACGUUCUCUGUUCUUGUCGACACAACAGAGAAGAUCAUUAGUCCUCUCAUAGAGGAAGCUGUAAAAUCUGGGGGUGUCCGCAGGUCAAGUUUGACGGGCCGGGGCUCGGCCGCGGUGGUAGAGUCAGUACAGAGACACAGCGGUCGGGGUUCGAAUGAUGAGCAGGGAGGCACUACAGAUUACUCACUGAGCAGCCUCGACCUGAAACGAGUCCGACACCUGCUCUGUGAGAUCAUCCAGAACAACAAGGAGCGCUGGAAAGAGCUGUCUGUUCAAGAGUUUGCCAACAAACAACACGAGAGAAUGUCAGACCUGGAAGAGGAGCCCAUGAGAAACACACAAGUCACACUGUCCCGCAGCAGUCCAGCCAGAGGGAGUCACGACUCGGAGUCAAAGUCCCUGAACGAACUGAACAAUACAGACUCCACUCACUCUUCCCAGGAAUCUCUGGAACAGAGUUCCCAGUCCCCAGCGGAGGGGCCAGGCGACGGGUCACCAGAGGAGCACAGCUCAGAAACUCUGCCUUGGAACGGCAAAAGCGCCUGACAUCCCACGGACGCUGCCAAGCCUGAAUGUUUUUAAUCAGAAACAGGAUGAUGUACAUAGCAUUGUCCUCAUUGUAUUGUAAUGCUAUUAUACUCUCGGGCUCGGAGGGCUCAUUGUGCAGACGGAUGCGCAGAAUGUCCCCGCAGCGCAUCGUAGAGACGGUAGUGUGCAGUGUUGUCAUUGAGACUGUGUUAUUGCUGGAGACAGACCUCUAUGGUCCUCUUGAGGAAGAUUUAGCAAGUCCCUGAAAUGCAACGCUACCUAUUUGCUUCCUGGGCUUUAUUCCUGUUGGGUCAAUUCUCUUUUCUCUUUUUUUUUUUUGUUUUGUUUUGUAGACUGUCAUUAUUUAUUAAAGAUUAUGCAGCUACACUUUACACCAUAAUUAGUUUCAGUAUUUUAUUCUCGAUACGGCUCUCAGCGGCACAUUAGGACAGAAAGGCUGGAAAAUUUUACUUCAUUCUGGCAUGAUAUAUCUCUGUAGACUUUUGAAUGUUAUUCCCUCCAAUUUCCAGAACAGUCCAUAAAGAGCUUUUUUUUAUUGUAGCAUGACACGUAUAGUAUGUGCAGCUGUAAAGUUUUAGUAGAACAUGGCGCCUAUUAAAUUAUGAGCCAAUUUUUUAACAGUAGAGGUGCAUGUCCUCGAGGGGGCGUUGUUUCAUUUUAACAAACCACACUCUCCAAAUGAACAAAACUGUGUCCCUUUAAAUCCAUACAGUAUUAAAGUACAUAGAAGUGUCUAAAUAAAUGUUACAUACAUUGGCUGUGUUCGGAUGGAAUACUAGCUAACUACUCACCGAAUACUGUGCAGUAUAUACUGUUUCAAUUGUGAAACAGAAUAAUUAUGAAACAGUUUAAUGGAAUAUGCUCUUUUAAGUGUUUAAAAGUUUUAGUCUGAUGUUAGAAGUCGCUAAUAUUGUAUUCGUUUUCAUGAAACACUGGAGAUGAAGGGGUCAAAUCAAGCAAUUUGGCAAAUGUGGUAAAUCAUUUGGGUAUUUCAUGUAAACUGUGCCCUGUAUACAUAAUGUAUACUGAGAAACAGUAAUAGUAUGCUUUUCUGAACGCAGCCAUUGUGCAUUACACUGUUCUUCAGAAUUUCAGAACAUUCAUGAGGUACUAAACAUGUGCUACCAAAUCACUGUAUCAUGUUUUAUAACUUUUAUGUGAAAAUACUGAUCAAGUUUAAUUUAUUUAAUUUUUUUUUCUUUCUUUUUUUGCAUUAUGUAUGACAUAAACCGCCCAAAACAA
This is a messenger RNA of Carassius gibelio (silver crucian carp), 3478 nucleotides long. Its product is annotated as dual specificity calcium/calmodulin-dependent 3',5'-cyclic nucleotide phosphodiesterase 1A-like. The record is from RefSeq and is a predicted model, not a curated record. The transcript has 15 exons. NCBI's taxonomy places the organism in Eukaryota, Metazoa, Chordata, Actinopteri, Cypriniformes, Cyprinidae. Gene Ontology annotation, biological process: signal transduction. Gene Ontology annotation, molecular function: 3',5'-cyclic-nucleotide phosphodiesterase activity. Bases 383 to 2233 code for a protein of 616 amino acids.